AUGGAUCGUCUCCGCCGUCUCCUCGGCACCGUUGCCGCCCGGUUCGCCAACCGGCGAUAUGUAUUCGCUCUCGCUGUCGUCAGCGUCGUCGCGGCCAAGGCCGUCCACAUUGAUGCACAUCUCGAUGCUCUCUCCACCUCCGACAUGUUCCAAUGGGCGCCGUCCUUCUUCCUGCAAGACACCAUUCUGCUCAUGAUGAUCCGUGCAAUGCUCUUUGCCCAAGGACCUUGGGCUGCAAUCAUCGGCACCACCGUCUCCGCCAUUCUAGUUCUUGUCUGCCUCGCCCUCGCCUCCAUUAACAUAUCCUUCUUCGCAGUCGCUGGUAACGAGCUACACUGGCGCAACGUUGCGCUCGCCGGCGACUCCUCCUCUUGGAGUACCCUCGUCACCGGGCUCUUCUCCCUCGGUAUCACCCUAGUCGCCAUCCUUGGCGCAAGCUGGCUCUUGCAGGAUAUCUGCUACAUCAUUGCCACCAUCGCUCUCGACAUGGUCAAGUUUCCAUUUGUUUUCGUCUAUUCCAAGGUGGCUAGCAACCGUCGCCGCCCGACCCCCAUCCACUACACCAACGUACCGCAAAACGACGCCGAAAAUGCACUUGAGCACCGUUAUACCGACGACGAGAUGGAUUCAUCCUCCGAGCCCAAAAUUGCACAGCCCCCCCGACGCCGUAAUGCUUUCCUUGUGAUCUCCCUCAAUAUCUGUGUCGGCAUUGGUCUCAUCGUCCAAAUUGUUUCCUACGUGGCUCGUCCUGAUCAGACCUCCGUCGCCUUCAUGUCGUGGACCCUACCUCUUGUGCCUUUCAUGGACUUUGCUCAUGCAGCGCCGAACCUGUCCAAUCUGCUUACUUACCAUGGCCAAGAGUUUCAUUUCGACAAUUCGUCGGCUCUAACCCGACCGAUUCCCUUCCCUUGGCUCCCGAAAGGCCUCAAGCUUCCUGGAUUCGAGGAUUGGCACGAUCACACGGAACACUACAACGCCGAAGCUGACCCUAUCAAAAUCGACAACCUUGGCGAUGCGCUUCUUCAGCCGCUCCGAGGUGUUCUCAAGGACGUCCCCAUCCGCAACAUCAUGGUCAUCAAGCUUGAGAGUACCCGCAAGGAUGUUUUUCCCAUCAAGAAGGGUGGGUUUAUCUGGAACAAGUUUGAAUCUUCCUUUGAAAAUGCGACUCUCCCCGAAGCAGCCCAGCAGCGCCUGUCUACUCUUACCCCCAACGCCAACUACCUUACCGGCGACUACGACGACGGCUUCGACCACCAGGAGCAGCCCCGACGCGGCGGUAUUAAUGUCAACAACUGCCAUACCACGGGCACCUAUACUUUGAAGAGUCUGCCCGGCACCCUCUGCGGCAUCACCCCGCUGGUGGCCGAUAUGAACCAGGAAUUUCGUAGUCAUGUUUACCAACCCUGUCUUGCUCAGAUCUUUGACGCCUUCAAUGCCAUUGAUCACGCUUCCGAUCGCAAAAUAGACGAUUUCACGUCGUACAAGUGGAACUCUCUCUUCAUGCAAUCCGUCACGCAUACGUUCGACAAACAGGAUAAACUUAUGCCAGUCAUGGGCUAUACCGAAGGCCGCUUCGUCGACUCCGAAUAUCUCCGCUCUGACGAAGCCAAAUUUGGCAAGACCGAUCUCGAAGAUAUCAAUUACUACGGCAUGCCUGAAAACGCGAUUGCAGAGUACGUCAAGGAUGCUUUUGCCACAGCCAAGAAGAAAAACGAGCGUGUUUUCCUCACACACCUGACGUCCACCGCCCAUCACCCUUUUGCGCUCCCGAAAGGUGAGACUACUGUCAGUCUCAGCGACGAUUCAGGUCUGCAGGAUCUUUCCGGAUACACCAAUGCCGUCGGCUUUGUGGACCGCUGGAUGGGCCGAAUUCUUGACAUUCUUGAAGAAACUGGUGCUUCCAACGAGACCCUGAUCGUUUACGUUGGCGAUCAUGGGCUGUCCAUUGCUGAGAACGCGGCGGUCACACCGUAUUACCAGCCCAACAUCGGUAACUUUCACGUUCCUCUCGUCCUCUCGCACCCCGCCAUGCCGCCUGUUGACGUCAACGACGUCGUGAACUCCAAUAUGAUUCUCCCCACCAUUCUCGACCUACUUAUCGAAACUGGCUCGCUUGGCGAGAGCGACACAACGGCUGCGCGGGAUCUGGUCAAGAACUACGAGGGUCAGUCCCUCAUUCGUCCACUACGCAGCCAUGGUAGAUCUCCCGAUGCGGGCGGCUGGCAAUUUACUGUCAUGAACCCGGGUCGCGCUACGCUUUCGGUUCGCGAUGCCCGCAACCCAGAUUGGCGCAUCGUCGUCCCCAUUGUCUCGGACAUAGAGUGGCGCUUCACCAGCACGAAGGAAGACAAGCAUGAAGACGAGCCGAUUCUCGACUUUGGAUAUCCCGAAUUCCUGAAAAAGAUCGAAGACACCUUUGGUGAGGAUGCCAGCAAGUGGGCAGAGCAAGCUACGUUUGUGUCCCGCUGGUGGCUGGACGAUAAUGCUCGGCGCUGGCGCUACGAGUCGUCUUGA
Molecule: messenger RNA, 2514 nt
Organism: Cordyceps fumosorosea ARSEF 2679
Lineage: Eukaryota; Fungi; Ascomycota; Sordariomycetes; Hypocreales; Cordycipitaceae
Product: sulfatase domain protein
Exons: 1
Coding region: 1-2514 (837 amino acids)
Molecular function (GO): arylsulfatase activity
Source: RefSeq, a predicted model, not a curated record